AUGAAAAUUAAAGCUCUUUCUCGGUCUGCUGCUAUGCAGCAGACUCCAGGAACCAAUGUUCAAAGAGUACAACGAAACAUUGACCCGUCCCAGCACCCAUUCGAACGGGCACGCGAGUAUACAAGGGCUCUUAAUGCAGUCAAGAUGGAGAGGAUGUUCGCCGCUCCAUUUAUCGCACAGCUUGGCAACGGACAUGUCGACGGUGUUUACAGCAUGGCAAAGGAUCCAAUUUCCCUCGAAAGAUUCGCAAGUGGGAGUGGAGAUGGUGUUGUAAAAAUCUGGGAUUUGACUACACGCGACGAAAUCUGGCAUGCUCAAGCGCAUGAAAAUAUUGUGAAGGGGAUGUGCUGGACCUCUGACAGGAAACUUCUCUCAUGCGCCAGUGACAAAACCAUCAAGCUCUUCGAUCCAUACAACACCCCCUCUGAAUCUUCUCCGCUCGCAACAUACCUGGGCCAGGGCGCAUUUACUGGCGUAUCACACCACGAAACACAUCCAUCAUUCGCCGCGUCUUCUUCCGUGAUAUCCAUCUAUGAUCUUUCUAGGCCGUCAUCUACACCCUCAGAGACCCUCCAUUGGCCAACAAGCACAGACACUAUUACGUCUCUAGCCUUCAACCGUACCGAGACCUCUAUACUUGGGUCCACCGCAACUGACCGAUCUAUCGUAAUGUACGAUCUACGCACUUCAUCGCCAGUUUCCAAGGUGAUACUGAAGCUCGCUUCAAAUGCAAUUUCCUGGAAUCCCAUGGAGGCAUUCAACUUUGCCGUCGCGAAUGAAGACCACAACGUAUAUAUAUUCGAUAUGAGGAAGAUGGACCGCGCCUUGAACGUUCUUAAAGAUCACGUUGCAGCUGUGAUGGACGUUGAAUUUAGUCCAACUGGGGAGGAGCUCAUAUCCGCAUCGUAUGAUCGUACUAUCAGACUAUGGAACCGGGAGAAGGGUCAUUCGAGGGACGUAUACCAUACAAAGCGCAUGCAACGAGUAUUCUCUGCAAAAUUCACUCCUGACAACAACUAUGUCCUGUCUGGUUCUGAUGAUGGCAAUAUCCGACUCUGGCGCGCAAAUGCUUCCUCCAGGAGCGGUAUUAAGAGUGCGAAGGAGCGCCAAAAGCUCCAGUAUGAUGAUGCGCUGAAACGCCGAUAUGCACACAUGCCUGAAAUUCGUCGCAUUAAACGCCAUCGACACCUGCCUAAAGCUAUAAAGAAAGCGGGAGAGAUUAAGGGUGAAGAGAUAAAGGCACUGAAGAGACGAGAAGAAAAUGUGAGGAAGAACAGCAAGGGGGUGAAGCCACGACGAAGUGAGAGAGAGAAGAUGGUCUUGGUGACAGAACAAUAA
Messenger RNA from Arthroderma uncinatum, 1338 nucleotides. RefSeq names its product U3 small nucleolar RNA associated protein. Lineage: Eukaryota; Fungi; Ascomycota; Eurotiomycetes; Onygenales; Arthrodermataceae. Bases 1 to 1338 code for a protein of 445 amino acids. The record is from RefSeq and is a predicted model, not a curated record. Gene Ontology annotation, molecular function: protein binding. Gene Ontology annotation, cellular component: small-subunit processome; nucleolus. The transcript is spliced from 3 exons. Gene Ontology annotation, biological process: maturation of SSU-rRNA from tricistronic rRNA transcript (SSU-rRNA, 5.8S rRNA, LSU-rRNA).